CAGCGUUGAGCGUGUAACGCGGCACCACGUGAGUCUGCUCGAUUUAAAUGCCAUGCACUUUCCGAUGCAAAGCCGGGCACCGCUACGAAAUCUUCACAAAGACGGAUACAGCUCUCGCAAGGCAGCAGCAUAUAUUAUGUAUGCUAAUGUGAAGAUCUGUGGCCGUGGUCUCAGACGCCCUUUUCUACGUGAAAGCUCCACCUUACAGCGGUGUUCUGACCUCAGCGGUGGGCUGGAUCACAAGGGAGGGAUUUUCAGGCUUGUGCUGGUGUGGGGAGCCGUAUUUCUGUCUAUCUUUGGAUCUGAGUGUGUAUUUUACAUUAGCAGCAGGAAGGGGGGGGGGGAGACGGGUUUGCCUAAAUAGCCCCGUCUGCAGACAUCGCAUUGGAUCUCCGUAUUUGCGUCUCCGAUUGGAAUAAAUAAUUAAGGAAUGUGGAAACUACAGAAUGCCCAACAGCACUGCAAAGAGAUUUAAACCCACCAAAUACAUCCCGGUGUCUACUGCAGCUACUCUUCUCGUGGGCUCCACUACUUUAUUCUUCGUUUUCACGUGCCCCUGGCUGACACAGGCGAUCUCCCCAGCUGUCCCCCUGUACAAUGGGGUUGUAUUUUUGUUUGUAUUGGCCAAUUUCAGCAUGGCAACCUUCAUGGACCCAGGAGUGUUCCCUCGAGCCGACGAGGACGAGGACAAGGACGACGAUUUCCGGGCCCCGCUCUACAAGAACGUGGAGAUCAAGGGAAUUCAGGUCCGGAUGAAGUGGUGUGCCACCUGCCACUUCUACCGGCCCCCGCGCUGCUCCCACUGCAGCGUCUGUGACAACUGCGUGGAGGACUUUGACCAUCACUGUCCCUGGGUGAACAACUGCAUCGGCCGCAGGAACUACCGUUACUUCUUCCUGUUCCUGCUGUCGCUCAGCACACACAUGGUUGGCGUCUUCUCCUUCGGCCUGCUCUUCGUGCUGCACCACCUGGAGAGGCUGGGCGCCUUGCACACCACGGUCACCCUGGUGGUGAUGUGUGUGGCCGGCCUGUUCUUUAUUCCAGUCAUCGGACUCACCACCUUCCAUAUGGUUCUGGUUGCCAGGGGCCGGACGACAAACGAGCAGGUGACCGGAAAGUUCCGCGGGGGGGUCAACCCGUUCACCCGAGGUUGCCGUGGAAACGUGGAGCACGUCCUGUGCAGUCCACUCGCCCCAAGGUAUAUAGCGGACCCCAGGGAAAAACCGCAGGUAUGCAUCAAGCCUCCAUUCCUCCACCCCAGCCUCACGGACCGGCAGAUCACGGUGAAAAUCAGCGACAACGGGAUUCACGCCAACAUCCACAGAACCAAAUCUAAAUCGAGCCUGGAUGCGCUGGAGGACCUGCAGAUGGACAGCCAGCCCCCGCUGCCCCCCAAGGCGGACCCCAGCAAGUACACGGAGCUGAAGAGCCAGCUGACGUCCAGUGAAGAGAGCACCCUGUCCACACAGCCACUGAACCCCUCCACCCCAGCCAUGUACAAGUACAGGCCUUCCUUCAGCACCAUGCCCAAAGUGCACUACCACCCCACGGGAGAGAAGAUCGUGAUGCAAGACGACCGCGAGGCUGCGGCCAUUGUGGAGGAGAGUGGGAGGGGUCACGACUACCGCUCGGAGCCCAACCUGGACCUGCCGGAGUACAGGAACCCCUCCCUGCACAGGACGUUCCAGUCCUCGCCCCUGCAGCUGGACUCCUUCGCCGCCAGCUCGCGCUCGCUCAGCCUCAAGCACGCCCACCGCCGCGGGGGCGACAAGGCUGCCCUGCACCCCCUGAGGUCGGAAGGGGCCACCUCCACCCCCUACAAGAGCAUCUUCUCUCCCGGCGGGGCGCUGUCCAGCCGGAACGGCAGCCUGUCCUACGACAGCCUGCUCAACCCCGCGCUCUCGCCCGCGGCCAGCGAGUGCCUCGCCCACCCUGGGGUGGCUCCGGGGGGGUACCACUCGCCCUACCUGUCCGCCAAAAUGUGCCACGUGCGGGGAUCCGAACUGCAGCGCCAGCUCCCGCCCACCUACAGCCCCAUCCUGGGGGGCGGCGGCGGCGGCAGGCGCUCGCCUCACCCCCGAGAGCCCUCCCCCGUGCGCUAUGACAACCUCUCCAAGACCAUCAUGGCGUCCAUCCAGGAGCGCAAGGAGCUGGAGGAGAGAGAGAAGCUCCUGCACUUGCACGCCCAGGCGCAGGCCCAGGCCCAGGCCGCGGACUCGGGCGUCUACGACGCGCCCAGCGGGUACAGCCUGCAGCCGGGCGCCUGCUUCCCCGAUGACCCGCGCGGCCACCCGCCGGCCGGCCCCUUCGGCUCCCGCGACGACCUGAUGGGCAGCGUUUCGGCCUUCGGCGCCCGGAACCCCCUCCUGCGCUCCUCGGCCACCUCGCUCGGCAGCGCCGCCCUCUCCCGCGCCCCCAGGACUUCCACCACCUCUCUGCACGCGGACCUGGCGAACAACAACGUGCAGGGCAGGCCCAGCGAGGCGCCGUACAGGUCCCCUGCGCACCAGGUGCCCCACUCCCCUUUGGUGCUGCCCCGCUCCCCCUCUUACAGCCACCAAAAGCCCCUCUCCUUCAUCAACGCCUUGGAAAUGACGGACUCACCACCUCUGGGAGGCCCAAGGGACGAUGGCCACGUGAAACAGGCCCACAGUAAAAUAAACGGGCAGCCCAAAGGCCUGACCAGGGCCGACUGCCGCCUGGGGACCCCGUCCGGUUCCCAGAGUACCCCGGUGAGCCCAGGCCGCCACACGAGUGUUAAAAAAGUGUCAGGUGUGGGCGGGACGACGUACGAGAUCUCGGUGUGAGCGGGCGUCGCGCCAGCCAGGCCGGAGGCACUGCCGCGGGAACCGCUGGAGCUUGCGUGUUAAGAAGGGGGCCUCGACCAAUCGGCCACAGGCUUAUUCCCCAGGGAAUGACUGUCCAGCCAAUCAGACGGUUCCUUCUUUGCCACUGUGGACACAGCAGUCCCACAGUGUCCUGCCCGUGAGCGAUGGUCCGGGAGAGGACGUUUUUUUUUCUUCCUCGCACAGGAGGACCUCAAAAAAUAAGUUCAAAGUGAAACAAAAGAUGAGCCAUUGUUGCAGUUUGUUUGUCCAGUCUUGUGUGUAAUCCACUGGGAGAGGGACCAGUCAGGUUGAUACCAUUUUUUUAAGACGACAUUUUGUUAUGGCUUUGAAAGCCAUCCACACUCCGUUUCAAGUUUUUGUCUUCAUUCCACCAUCACGUGUACUCUUCUCCACCGAAAACCCAAAUAAGGGCCAAUCAUUUGUCGCAGGUCAACAAAAUCCCUCUUUUGCUAAUAUUGGAGUCUUGCUAAUAUUAUGUGAAAUAUUCUGUAUUGGUAAGAAUGACACAUUUCAGUUUUCUGUGUUUGGCUCACAUGGAGAGGUUUAAAAGAUCCUUCCUUUUGGUAUUCGUUCUAAGGUUCGUUACGUUAUUUUUCAUUACAUUUUGAUUUUCAGAGGAGCCAAGUGGAUGUUAGCAGUUUGAUAAAAUGUAACGCACUUCUUGAACCUUCAUUAACCAAAACAUACAUGGAACGUCUUGCGAGGUUGAAUUUAAGAAACAGAACAAGUAGUGCUGAUUUUCUUUCGCAUGUGUGAGGGUGUUGUGUUUCUGACUGCGUCCCAGUGCUUUGUUUGAUGUGUUAUUGUUUCUCCUGAGAACGGAGAGAGGCAGGAGCUCUGUAGCAGUAGCCUGUGUUGUGUGUUGCCAUACAUUUCAGUGUGCAGGUGGAAUUCUCUUGGGCAGCCAUACAGGAGUGAGGAACUAUAUUUAAUGCCUAUCAGAUAGUUAUUUGUAAACAAAUUCUAGUGUAUAAAGUCACCGUUAUUUUGUUUCUUUCUUAUAUCCAGCAUUUCAGUUGGUUUUCACAUUACUUUGGUUGUUUUUUUUAUCAUUUUUACAACUAGAAAUGAUUUUUUUUUAGGUCUUGGGUGAACUUUAUAUAAUUUUC
Molecule: messenger RNA, 3958 nt
Organism: Lepisosteus oculatus (spotted gar)
Lineage: Eukaryota; Metazoa; Chordata; Actinopteri; Semionotiformes; Lepisosteidae
Gene: zdhhc8b
Product: zinc finger DHHC-type palmitoyltransferase 8b
Biological process (GO): protein palmitoylation
Molecular function (GO): palmitoyltransferase activity
Source: RefSeq, a predicted model, not a curated record